Messenger RNA from Lachancea fermentati, 624 nucleotides. The record is from the annotation of a GenBank genome assembly. NCBI's taxonomy places the organism in Eukaryota, Fungi, Ascomycota, Saccharomycetes, Saccharomycetales, Saccharomycetaceae.
AUGGAUUUGACAGGUACUCAUCCAGAUACCACCUUAUACAUCGGAAAUAUCGAUUCUAAGGUAACGAAAGAACUGCUCUAUGAGCUUUUUAUCCAAAUAAGUCCGCUCUCGAGAAUAAGAUACCCUAGAGAUAAAGUUCUUCAAAGUCAUCAAGGAUUUGCUUUUAUCGAGUUUUACACCACAGAAGAUGCAGAGUACGUGGCUAAAUGUAUGAAUAACACCGUAAGACUAUAUGAUAGAACACUGAAAGUCAGGAAAGCUAAUGUAGGCAAUCCUUCAGGGCAACAAGUGGUUGACAUCGGUGCUAAAUUGUUCGUGAAGGAUUUAGACGAGCUUGUUGAUAGCGCUAUGCUAUCAAAACUAUUCUCCAAGAUAGGCACCCUAGCAAGACCACCAGAGAUAUUUUUCCUAAAACAGGGACAACUGAAAUGUGCCUAUAUCUAUUACACAACAUUUGAGCAUUCAGAUAGAGCUUUGGAGAAGUUAAAUAACCAAAUGGUCAUGAACAAAUGCAUUAGCAUCGAUUAUGCUCUUAAGGAAGGGAAAAAAAAUGAGAAACAUGGGGAUAAGGUGGAAAGGCUUCUCGAACAAGAAGCCAGGAAACAUGCUAUAAUUUCAACCUGA